This is a messenger RNA of Caenorhabditis briggsae, 702 nucleotides long. The record is from RefSeq and is a predicted model, not a curated record. The transcript has 7 exons. The coding region runs from base 1 to 702 and encodes 233 amino acids. Lineage: Eukaryota; Metazoa; Nematoda; Chromadorea; Rhabditida; Rhabditidae.
AUGCGUUCGGUGGCACUUUCUCUUCUUGUGCUCCUCGGAGCCGCUCAGGCAUCCAUCCUUCUUCCAUAUCAUAUGCCAGAUGAGCUCAUCCAAUUGAUGGCAUUCCGUGAGCAACCACAAAAUGCAGCAAUCUCUGUUUGUAAUGAUAUUCAAUUCAACUAUUGUCAGACCCAUUUCAAUCAGUUCUUCGGAAUGGACGAUUCCAUCUCGUGGCGUAAUGGUUCCUACAUUUUCAACACUGUUCAAAACUAUUUGAUGAUGAAUGUCACCGAGUUGGUGAAGGUUUGCAACACCCGUACUCAAUUCUACCAGUGCCUCGGAUCUUCCUACUAUCCAUGCAUGAAUCUCUACACUCUUCUCAACAAACCACAACCUGAUUUCUCCAAUACCUUUGACUAUGUGAGAACUUUCCGUGGACUCGAGUGGAUGUGUGUCGGUGGAUUCAGCGAAGUCGUUGCUCAAUGGUCAUGCCUCGCAACAUUCCCGACUACGAAGGCCUACCAAAACUGCAUUGGAAACUUUAAUCAGACUGUUUCGGCCGCCAACUUCUGCCCAGCCGUCGCUCAAACCGGAGUGUGUCUCAAUGACGCUUACAAUGCCGCUUGUGGACCAGCCGGAGCCGGAUAUUUCGGAUGCGAGAACUUCCGUAUCACUUUCGACAACUCUUGCUGGGGACUCAGAUGCAUGGUCGACUCCCAAUAA